GUACCCCCUCUAUGUUACUAUAAAAUCGCCACUUGUUUGGGAAGACAACAUGGCAGCCACCGGUGGACCGAGUUUACCGCAGUUGUACAGUGAACUAAAUAAAUGUAACCAGAAUGGUGAUUUUGCACGGGCACUGAAGACUACUAAUAAAAUCUUAAAACAGUUCCCAAAUGAAGCCACAGCUUUUCAUUGUAAGAUCGUCUGUCUUGUACAGCAGUCGCAGUUUGAGCAAGCGCUUAAAGAGAUCAAAGGAAACGCUAACCUUUCCAGUGGAAUAGAUUUUGAAAAGGCCUACUGCUUGUAUCGACUCAACAAGAUCGAUGAGGCUUUGAAGGUUAUUGAGAAUGUCAAGCAGCCUGGACCAAAGCUGCAAGAGCUGUUGGGACAAGUGCUGUACCGACUGGAGCGUUAUAAUGAAUGCUUGGAUGUUUACAGGAAUCUCAUUAAAAACACAUCGGAUGACUAUGAUGAUGAACGCGAAACCAAUAUGUCGGCUGUAAUAGCAGCUCUACAGCUUUGGAACAAGGAAGAAGUGAGUGACCCAGGUUUGAGGGAAGACACCUUUGAACUCUGCUACAACAAAGCAUGCCAGCUGAUUGGACAAUGCAGGUAUGAGGAGGCUUUAGAGAAGUUGGACAUUGCAGAGGUGCUAUGUAAAGAGAUGCUGGAGGAUACUGAGGAUAUGACUGAAGACGAAAUGGAAGGAGAACUUGGUGUAAUUCGUGUUCAGCGUGGCUACAUCCUUCAGCUGAAGGGCAAGAAUGAAGAAGCAAUGAAACUAUACAACCAAGUAGUCAAGUCAAGACCUGCUGAUAUCGGUCUGUUUGCUGUAGCAUCAAAUAAUAUUAUUAGUUUGAACAAAGAUCAAAAUGUGUUUGAUUCCAAGAAGAAAAUCAAGUCAACCACAACUCAAGGAUUGGAUAAGAAAAUAACAGCAGUGCAGAAGUCGUGCAUAAAAUUCAAUACUGCUCUUUUACAGCUUUAUACCAAUCAGUAUGAAAACUGUAGAAAACUGCUUCAAACUCUGAAGAAGGAACACCCCGAUAAUGAAACUGUGUUUUUAAUUGAAGCAGCGCUUGCAAUACGUGAAAAGCGCCCUCAAAGGGCCAUUGAGAUAUUAGACAACUACAGUGACAGCCAUCCAGAUUGCUCUAGUCGAGUGAAAUUGACGUCAGCGCAGCUACUGUUGAUGCAAGGCCAUAUGAACCAGGCAUGUGAGACGUUGAAGGGACUCGGUAACGACCGUCAUCGUCCAGGAAUCGUCUCCCUUCUUGUGUCGCUGUACACCAACAUUGAGGAGAGGGACACUGCCAUUGAAAUAUUGGAUGAAGCUGUGGAAUGGUAUCAGUCACAGCGGGGAUCCCAAAAUGAGCUGAACACCUUACUUCGUGCUAACACAGCGUUCAAGAUUAAAAAUGGCUGCUCAGAAUCUGCAAUCAGAAUGCUUGAAGAUUUGAGAAAGACUAACCCUGGUGACAUGCAAACGCUAGCUGAACUUAUUACGGCAUAUUCUAAAGUGGAUCCAAAGAUGGCACAAAAACUAAGCUGUGAUCUUCCGCCUGUUGAGGCUCUCUCUGUGGAUGUUGACGCCCUAGAGAGUAUGCCCUAUUUGAGGAAAGGACUGCGCCAAGAUGUCCAAGAAAAGAAAGAGACGAAGGAAGAAGAAAUUGCUGCAAAAAAGAAGAAAAGAAAAAGAAAGAGAAAACUUCCAAAGAAUUAUGACCCACAAGUGAAUCCAGAUCCUGAAAGGUGGCUCCCAAAACAUGAACGUAGUCAAUAUAAGUUUAAAUCCAAGAAUCGCCAAAAGCAGAAUGUGGGUAAAGGUACUCAGGGUGCUGCUGCCGUUGAUGUAGAGACUAGCAAACCACCAAGUGUACCAAAUUCACCUAGGCCAGGCACAGCUGCUACCAACACUGCACAAGCCUCACCAAGCACAUCUGGACCUAGACAACAAAAACCAGUACAGGCUUCUAAAAAGAAGAAGAAGAAGGCUAAAGGAAAAGGAGGAUGGUGAAUUGUGAUUGAGAAACAAAUAACGAAGAACGAGGGAAAAAAUUGCUACUCAAUAAAUUAUAGAAGUCUCAUUUUAAUCUGUGAUACAUAAUUCACUUACAUUCACCUUAUGGUGGAUUUUUAUAAAUUAACAUCUUUGCUAAAUUUUUGGUCAUCAAAUCCGAUAAUAAACUACAAAAGGAUUUCAGCUCGUAUGAAAUACUUAAUAAUAAUGUAAUACUGGAAAGCAAAAUAUUAAAUGGUAGUAUGGAAAAUAAUGUA
Molecule: messenger RNA, 2274 nt
Organism: Anneissia japonica
Lineage: Eukaryota; Metazoa; Echinodermata; Crinoidea; Comatulida; Comatulidae
Product: signal recognition particle subunit SRP72-like
Exons: 16
Coding region: 50-2014 (654 amino acids)
Biological process (GO): SRP-dependent cotranslational protein targeting to membrane
Cellular component (GO): signal recognition particle, endoplasmic reticulum targeting
Molecular function (GO): protein binding; 7S RNA binding; ribosome binding
Source: RefSeq, a predicted model, not a curated record